CCACCCCGGAGCCGACUCCAGAGCCCGAGCCUGAGGCGGGAGAGGGAGACUAGGUCGCCUUCUGGCCCGGCCGGCCGCGAAGGACUGAAACGGGGGCCUGCCCUGCCUAGCCCCCUGAGCCAUCGCUGCCACCUCCCGGAACAGAACAUGUGCUCCAGGAGUCCCCUGCUGUCACUCCUGUUGCUGAUCUUGGGGUCCAGGAUACAGGGCUGCCCUUCUGGCUGCCAGUGCAACCAGCCACAGACGGUCUUCUGCACUGCCCGCCAGGGGACCACACUGCCCCAAGAUGUGCCACCUGACACCGCAGGCCUGUAUGUCUUUGAGAAUGGCAUCACCACACUGGAUGUGGGCAGCUUUGCCAGUCUGCUGGGCUUGCAGCUCCUGGAUCUGUCACAGAACCAGAUCACUAGCCUGCCCAGUGGUAUCUUCCAGCCACUUGUCAAUCUCAGCAACCUGGACCUGACUGCCAAUAAGCUUCAUGAGAUUACCAAUGAGACCUUCCGUGGCCUGCAGCGCCUUGAGCGCCUCUACCUGGGAAAGAACCGCAUCCGCCAUAUUCAGCCAGGUGCUUUUGAUGCCCUCGACCGCCUCCUGGAACUCAAGUUGCAGGACAAUGAGCUGCGGGUGCUGCCACCACUGCGCCUGCCCCGCCUGCUGCUGCUUGACCUCAGCCACAACAGCCUCCCAGCCCUGGAGCCCGGCAUCUUGGACACCACCAAUCUGGAGGCCCUGAGGCUGGCUGGUCUGGGUUUGCGGCAGUUAGAUGAUGGGCUCUUUGCUCGCCUGCGCAACCUCCAUGAUCUAGAUGUGUCCGACAACCAGCUGGAGCGUGUGCCCCCUGUGAUACAAAGCCUGCAGAGCCUGACACGUCUGCGACUGGCUGGCAACACCCGCAUUGCCCAGCUGCGGCCUCAGGACCUGGCUGGCUUAGCUACUCUGCAGGAGCUGGACCUGAGCAACCUGAGUUUGCAGGCCCUGCCCAGUGACCUCUCAGGCCUUUUCCCCCGCCUGAGGCUCCUGACGGCUGCCCGCAACCCCUUCAACUGUGUGUGCCCCUUGAGCUGGUUUGGACCCUGGGUACGUGAGAGCCAUAUCACACUGGCCAGCCCUGAGGAGACACGCUGCCACUUCCCACCAAAGAAUGCUGGCCGACUGCUGUUGGAGCUUGACUAUGCCGACUUUGGCUGCCCAGCCACCACCACCACACCCAUAGUGCCCACCACCAGGCCCAAGGUGGAGGAGCCCACACUCUUGCCUUCCAGCUCAGCUCCCACGUGGCUGAGCCCCACGGAGCCAGCCACUGAGGCCCCCAGUCCACCAUCUACUGCCCUACCAACUAUGGGCCCUGCUCUCUGGCCUCAGGACUGCCCGGUUUCCACCUGCCUCAAUGGAGGCACUUGCCGCCUGGGGGUGAGGCACCACCUAGAGUGCCUUUGCCCUGAGGGCUUCAUAGGCCUAUACUGUGAGAGCAGUGUGGGGCAGGGAAUAUGGCCCAGCCCCACACCAGAUACACCAGGACCCCCCCAGCCUCUGCCCCUUGGCAUCGAGCCAGUGAGUCCUACCUCCCUGCAUGUGGGGCUGCAGCGCUACCUUCAGAGCAGUGCUGUGCAACUCAGGAGUCUCCGCCUCACCUACCGCAACCUGUCAGGCCCUGACAAGCGGCUGGUGACCCUGCGGCUGCCGGCCUCCCUUGCAGAGUACACAGUCACCCAGCUGAAGCCCAACUCUACCUAUUCCAUCUGUGUUAUGCCCUUGGGCAUUGGACGGGUGCCCGAGGGUGAGGAGGCCUGCGGAGAGGCCCAAACACCCCCAGCUGUCCUCUCUAACCACGCCCCAGUCACCCAGGCCCAAGAAGGCAAUCUGCCACUCCUCAUUGCCCCUGCCCUGGCUGCUGUGCUCCUGGCUGCCCUGGCUGCCAUGGGGGCAGCCUACUGUGUACGGCGGGGGCGGGCAGCAGCUGUGGCUCAGGGCAAAGGGCAGGUAGGACCAGGGGCUGGACCCCUGGAGCUAGAGGGGGUGAAGACCCCCUUGGAGCCAGGCCCCAAGGCAACUGAGGGGGGUAUGGAAGCCCAGCCAGAUGGGCCUGAGUACGAAGUGCCACUCAUGGGCUACCAAGGACCCGGCCUCCAGGGUGCCCUCCCUGCUAAGCCCUACAUCUAAGCCUGAGAGAGAUGGAAUAGCUAGAGGGCCAGGCUCUCAGCCACCACCCUCUGCUGCCACACAAGGAAGUUCUCAGUGCAUACCACAGGGACACAUGCAGGGUGGGGCUCUGUGACCACAGCCAGAACCUGUCCCUCUCUGGGCCCUGGUCUCAUCUGUGAGCUAGGGCAACCCAGGUGAUGAGCUCUAACAGCCACCGGCCUGAGAGUCUGAGAGGUCAGUGUCUGCCAAUUCUGCAGUGUGCAAUCCGGAGUCUGGUGGCCCUGCCGUGUGCUGGUAACACAGGCCAGGGCCCCAGCCCAAAGACCUGGGGCCAGUGAAGGAAGCCCCUAGAAGGAGCAGGUGAGGACAGCCCUGUAGCUCAAGCCUUGCCCCAGAAGCACAGGAACAUGGGAAACUGGAAAGGAAGGUGCCAUGGGAACGUGUGGAUUUGCUUCUGUUUUAGUUUUAAAAGUAUAUUUAUGAGAUCCUUUCCCGUUUAUGCUGGGAAAAUGUUUUUCAAACUCAGUGACAAGGACUUUGAUUUUUUAAGAUAAACGAUGAUAUGAAGGUUUUUUGUAAGAAAAUA
Fukomys damarensis (Damara mole-rat) is the source of this 2728-nucleotide messenger RNA. It is a transcript of the gene Vasn, whose product is annotated as vasorin. Gene Ontology annotation, molecular function: protein binding. The record is from RefSeq and is a predicted model, not a curated record. NCBI's taxonomy places the organism in Eukaryota, Metazoa, Chordata, Mammalia, Rodentia, Bathyergidae. Bases 148 to 2160 code for a protein of 670 amino acids. The transcript has 2 exons. Gene Ontology annotation, cellular component: plasma membrane.